Messenger RNA from Mesoplodon densirostris (Blainville's beaked whale), 2667 nucleotides. RefSeq names its product CLN8 transmembrane ER and ERGIC protein (gene CLN8). The coding region runs from base 309 to 1472 and encodes 387 amino acids. The record is from RefSeq and is a predicted model, not a curated record. NCBI's taxonomy places the organism in Eukaryota, Metazoa, Chordata, Mammalia, Artiodactyla, Ziphiidae. Gene Ontology annotation, cellular component: membrane; endoplasmic reticulum. Gene Ontology annotation, biological process: lipid homeostasis. The transcript is spliced from 3 exons.
UCAGGGGCUUGUGAGCGGUGACCCACCGCGACAUCAAAAAGCGUGCCGUUUCCCUCUUUCUGACCACAUUUCCAAGUUUGGAUCUGGUUAGCCCCCAGUGAACGGAAGGAGCUCACAGAUGCUCGGCGUCUGUGUCAGAGCUGAAAAGGUCCUGGUGGCCGGACUCCCGUCCCCGGGUCGGGGCUGCCUGGCCACUGCAGCAGUGGAACCCAUCCUCUUGUUAAUUUCUUAAAAAUGCCCGGUUCAGUUAAGUAGAACAGCUGAAACUACCUAAUCUUGUAAAACGAAGAGCAAGAUGAGGUUUGUAGAUGGACUUUUUCCCAGGGAAAAUGGAGGCCUGUGGAGCCGGGACGGGCUUUCCAGCCGCCAGGAGCCCGUUCCCCCACGGCCGCUGCUCCACCACCGCUGAGACGCAGGGGCUGCGGUGCGGGGCUCCGAGGUCCCCGGACUGGAGGAGCGGGGGUCCUGGCUCUGCGGCUGUGCGGGGACGGGGACGGCGGCCUCAUGUGACACGAAGAAGCCCUAGGGCUUGGCGCGAGGUGAACGAGGUGGAGGAUGGGCGCAUGAGGGUCCCGGGGCCGUGGCCCGGUGCAGCGUGUGGACCCCGGCCCAGCCUGUACGACGUCAGCAGCAUGAGUCUCCCGAGCGGCGGGCCGGCGGGCAGCAUCUUUGACCUGGACUGCACCUCCGGGCAGGUCCGCUGGGCGCUGGUGGCUGCCGGCUGCGCCUUCUACCUGGGCGUCUUCGUGGCCUGCCACCAGCUGUCUUCCUCUCUGAGCGCCACCUACCGCUCCCUCGGGGCCCGAGAGCAGGUCUUCUGGAACCUGGCGGCCACGCGAGCAGUCUUUGGCAUCCAGGGCACCGCGGUGGGGCUACGGGCGCUGCUCCUGGACCCCGUGCUCCAGGCCGACAAAGUGCUCGGCCAGCAGAACUGGUGCUGGUUCCACAUCGCCACGGCAACCGGAUUCUUCCUCUUCGAGAACCUCGCGCUCCACACGUCCAAUGCGCUGUUCCACACGUUCGAUGGGUUCCUGGCCGUCCACCACCUCUUCGCCUUCCUCGGGUUUCUCGGCUCCGUGGUCAACCUCCGAGCGGGCCACUACCUGCCCAUGGUCACGCUGCUGCUGGAGAUGAGCACGCCCUUCACCUGCAUCUCCUGGAUGCUCCUAAAGGCCGGCUGUGCGGACUCGCUGCUCUGGAGGCUGAACCAGUGGCUGAUGGUCCACCUGUUCCACUGCCGCAUGGUCCUCACCUACCACAUGUGGUGGGUGUGCCUGGGCCACUGGGACAGCCUGGCCCGCAGCCUCUUCCCGCCGCACUGGGCGCUCUUCCUGGUCGGGCUGGGCCUCCUCACGGUCCUCAUCAACCCCUACUGGACCCGCAAGAAGACGCAGCAGCUGCUCAACCCCGUGGACUGGAACUUCGCGCCCGGCCGCCCCAACGGGCCGGCGCCGCCCAAGAAGACGAGGUAGCGGCCUCGGCCCCGACUGUCCCCACGGCGCCGACCCCAGGCCGCGUGAGUACUGACUUCCUCGUGGCGCCGAGUACCUGCACCUGAGCGCGCCUCGGGGACAGAGGCCCGCCGUGGGGACGUCACGGCCCGAUGUGCUCAUUCCCGCGAGCUUGGCCUGUCUGCGCCGUCGCCCCAAGGAGGGCCCGCGUGGACGGGUCGCACUAAAGUGUGUGUGCGUCUUACUCAACAGCCCCGUUAUUUUUAGUUGGAGAGAACUGUCCCAAGAGAACAUAAUCCGGUCCCUUACCCUGUUGACAUUCCCAGGGCUGAGAUGUAAGCCGCGUCUCCGCAGCGCCAUCUCGUGGCGAGUGCGGGGCAUCGGCCUGGCUUGCGGCUGGGGGCGGCGGAGGGGUCUUCUCACCAGGGAAGCUCAUCCGCGAAGAGUUUUGUUUCCGUUUUGUGUUUCUCUGUUGACACAUUAAGGGAGGUGUUAGUAAUCAGAUUUGUCUAGAUUUUAGAGCUGUUUUUAACUAAGUUUCAAACAGGUGCCCCGCCAGACCCUAACCCUCUGGUUGGUGUCUCUCUGUAGGUUUUGCCAGACCCUAACCCCCUGGUUGGCGUGUCUCUGUAGGUUUCAAGUCGGGGCAGUGGUCACUCUCCCUGCGAGCUGUGGGUGGACCUGGCCACUUGGAGUGCCUGGCUGCAGGGCCCCCUCCUCACCUCCUGGUGACAAGUCCGGGCACCACCUUCACAAUGUGGGGCCCGGGUGGAAUCUACACUCCGACCCACAAUUUUAUUGACGAAUAUGUACUGACAUCUUAUUCUUGCCAUGAGUGGGCAAUUAAAAUGAAAAGCUCGUAUUUACUGAAAGUGCCCUUGAACUGUUUUUGAAAAACACAUUUACUGGUCGUGAGAAUCAUGUGUUUCUUGUGCUUGGUCUGUAACACGGCCCCUUGGAAGGGUGUGUGCUGAUUUCUGGUACUGUGAAUUGACUGUACAUAGGUCAGGAGAUGCGAUACCUGCUUGUAUCAUUUUGAGAAGUGUUUCAAUCCUAGAAACAUCCAGCAAACUGUGUCCCUGCUGAGACUCCUCUCUCCCUCGCUGAAGACCCUGGGCACCCGCCGCCCGCUCUCCCGUCCACAAGGUGGGGUGGGGAGCCAAGCUGGCUGUGUUUCCAGCUGGUCAGAACUUUAAUAAAGUAACCGAUGUUUACA